Molecule: messenger RNA, 5189 nt
Organism: Malus domestica (apple)
Lineage: Eukaryota; Viridiplantae; Streptophyta; Magnoliopsida; Rosales; Rosaceae
Gene: EIN2
Product: ethylene-insensitive protein 2.1
Biological process (GO): ethylene-activated signaling pathway; metal ion transport
Cellular component (GO): membrane
Molecular function (GO): manganese ion transmembrane transporter activity; cadmium ion transmembrane transporter activity
Source: RefSeq, a predicted model, not a curated record
UUUCACUAUCUGUUUUCCUUUCUCUCUCUUCAAGAUGGCAUUGAAACCCCACCCAUAAUUUCUCUCUCUCUCUCUCUCUCUCUGCCAGGAAAAUUGAGCCGUUUCUCUUUAAAGGCCUCUGAGAUCUACUGCGUGUGUAGGACUCUAGAUUAGGAGAUAGAGAUUGGCAGAGAAACUGAAAUAAAACAAUAUAACUGGAAGGGAAAGCUCACAGAGGAAGCUUGAGGAUUGACGCCAAAGGCAGAGUACCGAAUGAUUGGAGCGGUUGAAGUUCGUUCCAUGGCUGGAGUUGAGACCGUUGUUAGUUGUGCUCUGUAAUUCUAGUAGUUGGAUCGAAGUUUCGCGAGGAUUGGAUGGACGCUCUGCUUAUUCUCAGUAGAUGAAUGGAAUGUUGAAUGGGCUAAAGUUUACAAUGCAGUAGCCAUUUCAAAAAGUUAGGUUUGAUCUGCGCAAGUGUAUUGGAAUAGCCUGCGCAACUCACCAUCGUCAUUGGUUGCACUUUCUUAACCUAUUUGUGUCCUCCAAAGACAGUAAAUUGGGUUCAUGUAUUGUGGCAUAAUCAGUUGGUGCUAGUUCUUUUUUCUCUCCUGCAGUUAAAGUGCUUCUAUCUUUCCUUUCCUUUUCAAGCAGUGGCUACCUCAGCUUGCGAGUCUAGUUUUGCAGAGUAGUUCAGGAAGGCCAUUUGUAAUCCAUUGCACUGGAAAUUUGGUUCUCCUAGAGUCCAUAGCUAUGGAAUCCACCAAUCCUAAUGCUAACAUUAUGCCGGGUGUUCUACAGCGGUUGCUUCCUGUUGUUGGACCUGUUCUUGUGAUUUCAGUUGGAUAUAUUGACCCUGGAAAGUGGGCAGCAACUGCUGAAGCAGGUGCCCGUUUUGGCUCUGACCUCGCAGCAUUGAUGCUUAUUUUCAAUUUUGCAGCUAUUUUAUGUCACUAUUUGUCAGCUCGGAUUGGUGUAGUCACCGGAAGAGAUCUUGCACAGAUAUGCAGUGAGGAGUAUGACAAGGGCACAUGCAUAUCCUUAGGAAUUCAAACAGAGGUUUCUGCGAUUCUGUCAGACCUAACCAUGAUCCUCGGCAUCGCACAUGGGCUUAAUCUUCUGUUUGGUUGGGACUUGUUCACUUGUGUCUUUUUGACUGCCGUUAAUGCCAUUUUGUACCCUCUUUUUUCCUCCUUCCUGGAAACUUGCAAGGCGAAGGUCCUAUGCAUAUAUGUUGCAGGAUUCAUACUCCUUUCCUUUGUUCUUGGAGUAAUUAUCAGUCAACCAGAAAUGCCCCGUUCCAUGAAUGGGAUGCUAACAAAGCUGAGUGGGGAGAGUGCAUUUGCGCUGAUGAGUCUUCUUGGUGCAAGCAUGAUGCCUCACAGUCUUUAUUUUCAUUCUUCUAUAGUGCAGCAAUGUCAGCAGCAGGCAACUGUUCCCAAGGGUGCUUUGUGUCAUAACCAUUUAGUUGCCAUAUUAUGCAUCUUCAGUGGUGUUUAUAUGGUGAAUUAUGUCUUUAUGACCUCAGCGGAAAAUUUAUUCUACAGUCCAGAGGCAAGUUCUGGCCUUGUUGUGCUUACGUUUCAGGAUGCAAUGUCGCUAAUGGAACAGGUCUUUUGGGGUCCAAUAGUACCGGCUUCCUUCUUACUGGUUCUCAUUCUGUCAAAUCAAAUCACAGCAUUAAGCUGGAGUCUGGGUGGAGAUGUAGUCCUGAAUGAAUUUUUGAAAGUGGACCUUCCUGGUUGGCUUCAUUGCGCUACUAUCAGAAUUAUUGCCAUUGUUCCAGCCCUUUAUUUUGUUUGGAGUUCAGGAGCCGAAGGAAUGUAUCAACUGCUUAUAUUCACACAAGUUUUGGCAGCUCUGCUACUACCAUCUUCUGUGAUCCCUAUUUUUAGAAUUGCUGCUUCAAGACCAAUAAUGGGUGCCCAUAAAAUUUCACAAUUUGUUGAAUUCUUAUCCCUAAUUACGCUUAUUGGGAUGCUUGGAUUGAAAAUUAUAUUUGUAGUAGAAAUGAUUUUUGGGAAUAGUGAAUGGGGUGGUAAUUUAAGGUCGAAUGGCGGGAGUAGUAUGUUACUAUUCCUCACUGCUUGUGCAUCAUUUGGUUUGAUGAUUUGGCUAGCUGCUACCCCAUUAAAAUCUGCAAGUGUCCGAUUAGAGGCUCAGGUGUGGAACUGGGAACUGAUGGAGGGUACACCAGAUUCAUUGACGAAUGAAGAAGAGAUUAACAGAGCUGAACCUCAAUAUCAUAGAGAGGCAAGUGUCCAGAGCCAUGAACCGUCACCAUCAUUUGGGUUGGAUGCUGAUUCAGAAGUUGCAAAUUUUGAUCUGGAUCUAGCUGAUACUAUCAUGGAGGCUGAUCAGGAACUUCACCAAACAACUGUAGCAGAGAAUAAUAAUUCUCAUAUUACCUUUCCUUGCUCCCCUAAAAGCCGCAUGGAGGGAUCCAGAUCUGCAGUGGAGUCAUUUCCAGUCUCAACUGUUGUUAAUGAUGUUUCUGAUGUCACAUUGGAGGACACCAGUGCACUGAAGUUCAAGUCAACAGAGUCAAUUGAGAAGACUGUUGAAGCUGAAGCAGACUUACCAACCGAAAAAGAUGAUGAUGAGGGAGAUACCUGGGAGCCUGAAGAAUCAUCAAAAGGGGUUUCUGGGAGCACUGUGCCAUUGGCCUCUGAGGGCUCGGGAUCAUUUAGGAGUCUAAGUGGAAAAGGCGACGAUGGAGGAAGUAGUGCAGGAAGCCUUUCAAGAUUAGCAGGGUUGGGGCGUGCUGCAAGGCGUCAACUAGCUGCUGUGCUUGAUGAAUUUUGGGGACAACUGUAUGAUUUCCAUGGGAAUGUAAUUCAAGAUGCAAAGGCUAAAAAGUUGGACCUUUUGUUGGGAUCAGAUUCAAAGUCUGUGUCGUCCUUGCUGAAAGUUGAUACCAGUCCAAAGGAAACUUCUGGAUUCUUUCCAUCUGCAGGAGGCAGAGGAUCUGAUUCUCUAAUCAGCUCAAGUUUAUAUGAGUCUGCAAAGCAGCAUAGGGUUCAAAGCAGUUUAGAGUCAUAUGCGGUCCAAAGGGGAUCUUCCUCAUCGUUGCCUAGCCGCAUGCAGUUGUUAGACGCCUAUGUGCAAAAUUCAAGCCACAGCAUUAUUGGCUCUGGUGAGAGGCGCUAUUCAAGUGUACGCAGUAUCCCAACUACUGAAAGUGGUGAGAGGCGCUAUUCAAGUGUGCGCAGUAUCCCAACUUCUGAGAGUGGUGAGAGGCGCUAUUCAAGUGUGCACAGUAUCCCAACUUCUGAGAGUUGGGAUUACCAGCCAGCCAUAGUACACGAUUAUCAGAUUGCAUCAUAUCUCAAUCGAAUGGAAAAUGACAAAAGUUCUGAUAACUUGAAUGGUCAAAUGGAGCCAUCAGUCCUACAGUCUGGUUCUUCGUUGGGUGCUGGAAACUACAGAGAUUCACUUGCAUUUACCAUGGGGCAGAAGUUGCAAACUGGGUUAGGAUCUGGUCAGGCCUCCAGUUUUCAGAACUUUACAGUAUCUAGAAAUAGUCCAAUGCAAUCUGAAAGGCCGUAUUAUGAUCCACGGUCUUCUGGAAUUGCUGAGAAUGUGGUAAGUCCAGCCAAUGCAAAGAAAUAUCAUAGUUUACCAGACAUUCACCGGGAGCUUUACAUGCCUGAUAAAAAUGCUAACUGGGAAAGUCCUCUUGGGUAUGGAUCAUCUGCUGGGAUGACCGGUUAUGAAUCAUCCUUGUAUUCAAAUUCUGGGGUACGAACAGGAGCUCCUUUGGCAUUUGAUGAACUCUCUCCAAAAGUCUACAAUUCUCUGUCAUCACAACAGAGUUCUACUUUCAACACUGGGUCGCUCUGGUCUAGACAGCCUUUUGAGCAAUUUGGUGUGGCUGAUACUAAUCGUACUAUUGGUAGUGGAAUUGGUAAUAGGGUAGGUUCUGUAAAUCAAGAAACAACUUCAGUUGCAGAUUCAGAGGCGAAGCUUCUACAGUCUUUCAGGCAUUGCAUUGUGAAGCUUUUGAAAUUGGAAGGGUCUGACUGGUUGUUUACGCAAAAUGAUGGGGUUGAUGAGGAUCUAAUUGAUCGUGUGGCUUCAAGGGAAAAAUUUCUUUAUGAAGCUGAAACUAGAGAGAUAAACCGAACAGGUCAAAUGGGCGAGCCGCAGUACCAUUCUUCAGAUAGGAAGCCUGCUUCUGCAAUGAAGAAUAAUGAUUUGAGUCAGUUUAUGUUUUCCUCGGUUCCUCAUUGUGGGGAGGGGUGUAUAUGGAAGGCAGAUUUGGUAGUAAGCUUUGGGGUUUGGUGCAUCCACCGCAUUCUUGAUUUAUCACUUAUGGAAAGCCGGCCAGAGCUAUGGGGGAAAUAUACCUACGUUCUCAACCGGCUUCAGGGGAUUAUUGAUUCGGCAUUUUCAAAGCCUCGUUCUCCGAUGUCACCAUGCUUCUGCCUUAAAGUUCCCGCUGCACACCAGCUGAAAUCAAGUCUAUCAUUUUCAAAUGGAAUACCUCCUGCUGCUAAACCAGCCAGGGGAAAAUCCACAACUGCAGUAACGCUUCUAGACAUAAUCAAGGAUGUGGAGAUUGCAAUCUCUUGUCGAAAGGGCCGGACAGGGACAGCAGCCGGUGAUGUAGCUUUCCCAAAGGGAAAAGAAAAUCUGGCAUCUGUCCUCAAACGCUACAAGCGUAGAUUAUCCAACAAAGCCGUUGGCACUCAUGAGGGUCCUGGUUCGCGCAAGUCUCUGACAUCUGCUCCUUAUGGGUAAUAGCUUUCGGUUUCAUACAGACACAGUAUGUCUCAACUGGUUUAUGGAGCUGUUUGAUUUUGGAAAACAGCUCAUCUUCUGGAUCAAAACACUCAGUUAAGACCGUUUCUUUCUCUCUCGUUCUCUGUAUCAAAGUCGUUGCUGCAAUUUGUAUUUCCUUGUAUUUUAACAUAUACAUAGGUAAGAAUUGCUGGAUCUGUAAUUGCAGCAUCAUCAAAGAAAAUGGGUGGAAGGUUGAAAAUUGGUUUUUGCAAAUUUUUAGAUGCUUUGCUUGCUUGCUUGCUUGCUUCUGUUACUUGUUCUAACAAGAUUGAAAUUUGCAAAACCCCGGAACCCCUGGGGUUUUCAAUCAUCUCUCUUCCAUUGCAGGAAGUUAUGUAUGGCUGGGAUGUAAUCCAAGAUGUUUGACAUGAAUGCAAAUACUAAUGUGCCAGUUGACAAUACUGACAUAAAAAUACUUUUGAUUUUGA